Molecule: messenger RNA, 1225 nt
Organism: Myotis davidii
Lineage: Eukaryota; Metazoa; Chordata; Mammalia; Chiroptera; Vespertilionidae
Exons: 4
Coding region: 111-950 (279 amino acids)
Source: RefSeq, a predicted model, not a curated record
GGUGGUGGGGGGAGGGCUGAUGAGCCAGCGCGAUUGCCCAGCCCGGCCUUGGACAGGAGGCCUGAUAAGAACCAUUCGCCCGCACGUAGGCUCACGUCUCUGCCGUUGACAUGGGGGCAGUGGUAUUGGCCUGGGGGAAGGGCCCGGUGCUGGGGAGGCCUGUUGGGGGCCCGGUUGGGUUUCCCCCUCUGUGGCCUCCUAGGGAGAGGCCUGGGCGGGCAGUUGACCUACCUGGGCUCCCCAUCUGGAGAGGGAGGGGUCGAUGGCAGCCUCGGGUUUCGGGGAACUACAUGUGGCCCCGCAUGGGACCGUGUGGGUGGGCUGGGGAGCAGGGCCUCGACCUCUGGCCUCUGGGACUUUGGCCUCUGAGUGCGGGGUCUGGAUGGGAGGUGGGGGCAGGGCUUGCAAACCCCCAGGAGGCUUGGGGGUGGGGCCACCUCUGGCCCAGUUUCCUGGGAGCCCAGCCCAGCCCCGAGAUUCCUGCGAUGGGUGUGCCCAACUUCCGGCCGGGUGUGGGCGGGCACAGGGGUCCUGGAGGCAAAAAGGCCGUUCCCGCCCUGCCCGCCGCCAGAGCCUGCUGGUGCGCGCCACGGAGAACUUGCUGGGACGAGGACUCCCUCCCAGCGCCAUGUGCGAGGUCCAGAACCAGCCACGUGGCGAGAGUGAAACUGACCUGCCCGCCCGACCAUCCCUGCCUGUUCCCCCAAAAGCCAGCCGUCCACAGCGGGCGGGAGUCGUGGUGGGGGUGGCGGGGGCAUCUCAUCACCGUCAAGUGCGACGGCCGUGGUUUUGCUGGUGCAGAUCCUGCCCUUGUCCGUGACCAGCCUGGCCCAGCGGAGCCUGAGGAUGUGGCUCAUCCCAAAGCCCCCCAGAAAGGGGGACCCGUCACGGCCUGCGGGAGGCCCCGCUGCACUGCCCGGCCCAGAGAGAGGACGGGAGAAAGACAUUGACUGGCUGCCUCCUGCAUGCCCUGCGGUGGACGGAGCCCGAACCCUGGGCAUUGCCCUGACGGGACGGAACCAGCGACCUGCUGCAUGGACGCCGCCCGCCGAGCGAGCCGCAUGCACGCCUUUUGCCGCGUGAUGGCCUCCCUGUCCUGAUGGGGUGACCCAGUGCCUAGAUGACUUUCCCAAACACCACUCUGCACUCACCCUCUCUCAGUCCAACCCCCCUACCGUCCUCUCCCUUCUUCCCUCACCCCUCUCCCUCCCGCAUCUCCCCCCUC